ACUGGUGUCUGAGGGUCAUCUAUAUCGUGUGGAAACCUGAAAAUGAUGCAAGUGAAAACAUCUUAAAUCUAGUUUAUGUAUCAAGUAUUUCUUAUUUUGAAACUGCCCCAAGAAUCAUUUAUUGCUGAUUGAUUUCUUUGUUAUUUAAUGAUUACGUUUCACUUAUUUUAUCUUAAAAAGUAAAAAAUAAAUAAAAGUUUGACCAUCUCUAUAGAAAACAUUAGCUAAACCAACUGAGAUCUUCAUGAGCUGAGUUUUAUUUAUUUUGAACAUUUGCCGCUUCUAUUCAUACAAAAUCCUUCAUUUGUGAUUUCAUCAGCACAUCAGUUGUGAUGGCUGAUAUUAUUCUAGAAUUCUAUGAAGUAACUCCGGGGAUUGGUCACUGUGACCGUAUGUGGCCUUCAUAAGCUGUCCUGGAGAAAUUCAGCUGGGUGUGGGGCUGGUUGGUUUGUGCAAAGAACACUUUCUUUUUGUCUUUGGAUUCCUGCCUCGCUAGUGUCGCCUCUGAAGGGUGGAAGCCAAAGAAAACCGCAGCCAUGGCAGUGGCACAGGGGAGAAGUGCGUAUGGAGCUAAGGACAUACCAGCACCAGGUCAUUUAGAGGACCAGAUCAAUGAGCAGCACCUUCGCCUCAUUGAACGAAUGUUCAAAGAGGCAAAUAAGACGGGAGGCAAAGGUCUAAACAUGACAGAUUUUAGAGAAGCCAUGAAGAUCAUCAUGAAGCAUGUGGAGGAUGAAGAUAUUGACAUUAUCUUCAUGAAGGUGGACUCCAACUGUGAUGGCAUUCUGGAAUGGGAAGAUUAUCUGGACUACAUGUUUCUGGAGUACAAACAGAAAGACAUUCUGCAGCGGAAGAACCAGCCACUGUACUUCCCCAAACCUCUGAUGAUUGUUCCUGCAGACCACCAUGACGUCAUUGUGCAACUACAGUUCUAUUCUUUACAACACCCUGCUGGUAAGGAGAAGAUGGAUCUUGGAGAGCAGGGGACGCCGGGGGGCUCGCUCAAUGGUGGCCGAUAUCUGUCCAUCAGUCAAAAUGGAACUCUGAACUUUUGGAGUGAGAGCUUUAAACUGCAGCGAUCUGUCAAUAUCAGUAAGAUGGCACACACUGCUGGCCAGCCCAUCUUGGUGACAAACAUGCUCUGCUUGAGUAACAUCAGCCAGCUCUGCAUCUCCUUUUCUGGUCGUGAUAUCGAGUUCUAUGAUGUUAGCGUCAGUAAAUGUGAUGUGAUUUACUCUCUGUCUGGGCUGGAGGCCAACGUGCUGGUGAUGGACUAUUGGACCGAUGGGAAGAGAGGAAUUUACUCGUUUGGAGAUUUCAAUGGCACAGUUUUCAUAUUCACUUCAGCGAAUGUGGUGCAGAAUGGUCUGUUCAACAGAGUAGCAUUCAGAGCUGCUGGAAACGUGCCCCGCAUAGCUGUGAGCAAACUACUGAAGAACAGCUACAUUCCCUUUCUCUGCUUUAAAGUUCCUCUCCAUAGGGUCUGGAUCCGUCAGAUCCGCUAUAUUCCCCAUCUGAACUCUGUCGCCACCUGCUGUACUGAAGACCGCACUUCCAUGGCCCUCACUACCGUGCCCCAUUCCAAAAUAUGCAAAAUUGACGUUGCCCGCUUCCAUCUGCAGAUGGGCAUCAUGUGCUUCGAUUACUCACCUGAGUCCAAUAUCCUGGUGACGGGGAGUUUUGAUGGAGUAAUCCGUGUGUGGAAUCCAUACGUGACUUAUCGCGCCACAUCUCAAUUGAAAGGCUGUUCUGCCGCCAUCACGCACUUAAUUGUGAAUGGCAAACAAAACAAAGUCAUCAGUGUUUCCAAAGACAUGAAUGUGUGUGUGUGGGACUUGCAACACUGCAUGUGUAUGCAGAACAUCCAUCCCAGGAACAUCAGAUUAGGUCGAUUCCCCAUCUCUUGCACCUACUACAACCACAACACCAACACUGUUGUUCUGGCUACAUACAACAUCGGAGUUCUUCAAGGGGUUGUGGGUGGCAAAGACGAAACCAUGGCUGAAACGGUGACCUCUCAUGAGCAGCCUCUCUGUGCAGCUCUGUACAACGCUAACUUCAGACAGGUGGUGAGUGGAUGUCAUGCUGGUGAGGUGAAUGUGUGGGAUAUCCUGAGUGGAGAGAUUGUCAUGCAGUUCCAGGUCAACCCCAAGCAGCCAGUGGAGGUGACUGCCAUGGCUUUUGAUGGCCUAAAACGGCGCCUUAUCACGGCCUCUACAGACGGCAUGCUGCGUCUCUGGAACUUUAACAAUGGAGCGUUGCUCAGACAGCUCCCUCUGAUGGACAACAGUGAGAUUACAGGGAUGCUGUACAUUAAUAAUAGGAUCUAUGUGUCUGGUAGGAGCAAGCGAGUCAUCUCAUAUCUUGAUUUUAAAGACAACAGGACAGAGAUUGACUAUAGUAUAUGGAACCAGUACCACACAGGAGAUAUUUCCUCCAUGCAUGUUCAUGGGAACGAGCUGCUGGUUACGUCCUCCUUUAAUAGUGACGUCAUCAUCUGGAAUGUUAACUCGGGUCAAGCCGUCUGCCGUGUAAAUGCAAGCAAGAGUCCACUUCUUCUAGUGCCAGCUAGGGUGAUGGAUAGUGGCAGAAGGGAUACAGACACCACUCAGAAAGCUGUUCUGAAUGUCGGUCACACGAAGUCCAGUCGACGCAAUAUUUUAAGCCCUCCUCCAUCCAACUACUUACAAGCUCGUCGGUGUUGCUUCCAAGCUCCAUUUAAAAAUGGGUCUGGGAUGGAUGGGAUAAAGGAAGCCUGGCAAAAGCCCAAAGAAAGCAGCGUAGUCAGUGCUGUCGAUCUCAACACACACAGCGUAGCUGUAGUGAAGGUUUUGUUUUUGAACACUCGUGAAAUGAGUCCCGAUACAGCCAUCCUGCUGAGCAGCGCAACAGAUGGCUACGUGUAUGCCUGGUCCAUUAGCCAAGGUGGGGGCCUACUAGGGAAGUUCAGGCCAGCCCAGCGAGAUGACCCAUUCAUCAGCUCCAUGUCCACUGACUCUCGUGAUCAGAUGCUGCUGACUGGAGACAGCCACGGAUACGUCAUGUUGUGGGACAUAGAAAAGUAUUGUUACCAAAUGCACAGACAGAGUUUGUGCGAAGAUGAAAGCCCUGGGGAGGAAUCUGUCAGGCUGUCGGAACUGAUUCCGCACUACUGCAGGGUGCAGGGUCCUCGUGCAGUGGAGGUGCAGCAAGUGAGAGAGGUGAUAGACGGGUGGAGCGUGUCUCUCACCCCUCCUGAACUGCUGAGCUCGUGGCGUUGUCACCUUAAAGGAAUAGUGCACCUGGAGUAUGUGGAACGCUACCAUCUCAUUAUUACAGCAAGUGUGGACCGCAACGUGCGUCUGUGGACUAUUGCUGGACACCACAUAGGUACCUUUGGGCAGAAUAGUUGGCAAGUGGGUCAUCUUGAUGCCAGGCCCAAUGAGCUACCUAUGGACCUGAGGAGAGCAGGUUCAUUCCAGACCCUCAAAGUGCUUAACAAGGGACGGCGUCCACACUGGAGGUCUGUCAAGCACAUCCUGCCAAUCCUGGCAUCUCAGAGACGGAGUCAAUCUUCCAUGUCCAAGGAAGACCUUUCAGAAACAGACCCCAGCAUCAGCUCUGAGCAGAUCGACCACACCUGGACAGUCAGGCAGGGGAGGGGCAAGCAGCUGAGGGUCUAUAAUGCAAUGCACUGCACCGAUCUCCUUCCCAUCAUCCAGCGCCCCAUGCCUGAUGUUCUACAAGAUCACCAGCAGAGGAUGCCGAAGACCUCCAAGACAGCCCCCAAGCAGAAGAAAUCCCAUAGACAAUGUGCCAACACCCAAAACAUGGCAUGACUGGGGUCCAAAAGAUCUGUUACUGGUCACCUAUGCUAAUGGCUCUCACAAAUAUAAACAAUAAUUAAUGAUUAUUAGUCCAAAAUAACUCUCAUUCUUGUUUUCUGAUACAAAGCUUUUAAACUAACAAAGAAAGCUUACAGGAAAGGAGCUUGGGAAAAUCUCUGGAAAGGUUUUGCAUGUAUAAAAGAUUCUAACAUAGAUGUCAUGUGGUCCUCAAUCUUCCCUUUGGAUAAAUAAACCGCCCUGCCAUGUGG
Messenger RNA from Pygocentrus nattereri (red-bellied piranha), 4075 nucleotides. RefSeq names its product WD repeat-containing protein on Y chromosome-like. Lineage: Eukaryota; Metazoa; Chordata; Actinopteri; Characiformes; Serrasalmidae. Gene Ontology annotation, molecular function: calcium ion binding; protein binding. The record is from RefSeq and is a predicted model, not a curated record. Bases 537 to 3818 code for a protein of 1093 amino acids. The transcript is spliced from 25 exons.